UGCGUGAGUGCGCACGUCAUAGUCGGUCUUCUAUCCUCGCGCCCUGUCCUGGAUCUCGCGAGACUCUGGCAGGGCGGAACUGGUGCGGGGGCCCCGCGCGCAGCCGGGCGGUACCUGUGGACGGGCUCUGAAGAGCUUACUUUGUAAUUGAAGAUGGCUGCUGAUACUUCUGUUGAAAUACUUCAAAAAGUUCUGGAGAAUGAAAUACUUCAGACUACCAAGGUAGUGGAAGAACAUCUAGAUGCUGAAAUGCAGAAACUGGACCAAAUGGAUGAAGAUGAAUUGGAACGCCUUAAACAAAGGAGGCUUGAAGCACUAAAAAAGGCUCAGCAGCAGAAACAAGAGUGGCUUUCAAAAGGACAUGGAGAAUACAGAGAAAUCCCAAGUGAGAGAGACUUUUUCCAAGAAGUCAAAGAAAGUAAAAAUGUGGUUUGCCAUUUUUACAGAGAUACAACUUUCAGGUGCCAAAUAAUGGACAGGCAUUUGACUGUAUUGGCAAAAAAGCACAUUGAGACAAAAUUCUUGAAAUUAAAUGCUGAAAAAUCUCCAUUCUUGUGUGAGAGACUGCGCAUCAAAGUCAUUCCCACUCUAGCACUAGUGAAAGAUGGAAAAACACAAGACUAUGUUGUUGGUUUUACUGACCUCGGUAACACUGAUGACUUCACUACAGAGACCUUAGAAUGGAGAUUAGGCUGUGCAGACAUAAUUAAUUACAGUGGAAACUUGAUGGAGCCACCUUUUCAAAGUCAAAAGAAAUUUGGGACCAGCUUUACAAAGCUGGAUAAGAAGACCAUCAGAGGGAAGAAAUAUGAUUCAGAUUCUGAUGAUGACUAGAAGAACAGCUAAAUGUGUUUGUAAACCAUCUUUUGUUUAUGCUUGGUACAUUUCUAAGAAUGUUUUUUAUAAAGCGUAUUGUUUUUCAUUACAUCUGCACAUAAUGCUCAUUUUUCUAUACAGUUUUAUACAACUGAGUUAUAGCAGAAGAAAACUCAAAUAUUUUUUCUUUUCUCUUUUGAAGGUCAGUUGUAAAUCAAAAAUCUGAGUCCUUCAAACUAAAUAACAUGGUAAAUGAAGUUUGUGUAAAUGUGAGUUUAUGAAGUGUUUUGGAAUAACUGUUAGAAACGACUGUACUGAGUUAGACCAAAGGUCCAUCUGGCCUAGCAUCCAGUCUCAGUGGCCAAAAACAGAUGUAAAGGGAAGAGUAGAAACAGGGUAAGCGAUUAAUGAUGCUUUCCCGGAAUAUACUUUGAGCAAUUUCUAGCUUGGGGAGCUCUAUCUGAAAGCAUUUGCUGGAUAAAAACUAAGGAAGAAGAAUUGCUUUUCAGUCCUUUUAGCAUCCCUUUAGCAUCCGAAUCGUAUGGCAGGAAGUCCACAGUUUAACUGUCUUGUGUGAAGAGUUAUUUCAUUUUGCUCUCCUUGAAUCUGACAGUUCCAUUUUUUUCUAAUCUAUUUAUUAGAGGAAACAGAAGACAAGAUUUCUCCCUUUCAGUUAUCUCUUAAAUUUAUUAUUACUUAUCAUACUCUCAGUAAAGGACACUUAAAACAAGCACCACAAAUAAUUAGUACAGAAAUUACACAUUUUUAACAAAUGAUUGCUUAUGGUGCCAUACCAUGACAUUGAGUAACUUAACUGCAUUGCAUUGUAAGUUGUAAAACAGUCAUACUUUUGGUGAAUUUUGAAAUAGGUGGUUAAGAGAAAUGCUUUUUUACCAUCUAUGUACACUGCAUGUUAAAGCUGAUACAGCAGGUUAUAGCACAUAGCAAGAAAAUAUUGAAAACAACCUUGUUCAGAGGUUUGUUUAAUUCUAUGGCUUUGAAUGUGUGAAUUUUAUAGCAAAUGCUUUGUACCAGAGAAUAGAUUACAGGAAAAUAUUCAAGAGAAACCUUGUUCUGUUAGGUUUAGAUGCAGUGCAGCAUACUUUGUACUGUUCUUCAGUAAUGGAGAGAAUUUUCAAGGGAGACCUUCCUUAGAACACAGCGUAAAGCUCAGUUUCUGUCUUGGUAAGGAGAUGAGUUUCUUUUUAGUUCAAAAACACUGUUUGCUGUGUGCUGAAAAACCCUUUUGAGGUGGUACUUCAAAUCCAUUUGGCCCAAGAAGCAGUAAAGUGGGUCUAGUCAGUCUUGCUGCCUCGUAGCGAAGAACACUUGUGAUUGGGCCAGCCCAGCAAUAUAUUUCUAUAAGUAUGUUUAAAAAAUUAUAUUUUAUUUCUGUUCAUGAACAUUGAAAUAAAAAUAUUUUAAUUCUAA
Messenger RNA from Rhea pennata, 2247 nucleotides. It is a transcript of the gene TXNDC9, whose product is annotated as thioredoxin domain containing 9. The record is from RefSeq and is a predicted model, not a curated record. Gene Ontology annotation, cellular component: cytoplasm. The transcript has 5 exons. Gene Ontology annotation, biological process: microtubule cytoskeleton organization. Bases 154 to 834 code for a protein of 226 amino acids. NCBI's taxonomy places the organism in Eukaryota, Metazoa, Chordata, Aves, Rheiformes, Rheidae.